GUCAGGAGUAUCCCGCACUGUUGAACGAAGGGCGUGCAGGCCUCGUCGGCCGUGGUUCAUUAAAUCUCCCACAUACAGAACGUGGAAGGUUAAAAUAAGUCACCUGAGAUAAUCCAAAGGAGAUAAUCCACAUGGUAUAAAUCUUCCGUGGCCUCAGGCUCUGUCGGAUUCAAGCCAGGCUAUGUGAUCGCGAGUGUUCACUGUCUGUGGAAACGGAACGUUCAGUGUGGAAGGAUGUCUCGCUUGGGAGGAACGCUGGUGCUUUUCUGCUUUCAUUUGUUUACCCUGAUAUUCAGUGCCACUGAAUUCAGCAACAGCUCGUGGAGGAAGGAGCGGGACCUCAUCAACACACUGCUAGACACUGGCCGAUACGAUGCCAGCAUCCAGCCGUCCUCGCUUACCGGGGUACCUACAAAAGUUGAAAUAGACCUCGUGCUGAAUUCGGUCGGACCUGUUGACGAUAUUGAUAUGGUUUUCCGCGCCAGUUUUUUUCUCCGACAACAAUGGAUAGACCCACGUCUAAAAUUCAACGAGUUCAAUCACAGCAUCGUUCUGAGUGAGAAGCGACUCUCGCUGAUGUGGGUACCGGAUGUUUUCUUCCCAGAGUCUACCGAGGAGACUCGCCACAUCAUCACGACGCCAAACGUUCUCAUUCGUCUACAUCCAGAUGGUUCCAUCCUUUACAGCCAGAGGUUAUCAGUGACGAUGCAGUGUCGGAUGGACCUGGGCAAGUUUCCCCUGGACCAGCAAGUGUGUGGCAUCAAGAUGGAGAGUUAUGGCUACACUACCGACGAUGUAUAUUUCACAUGGUCAUCUGAACGGAAAUCCACCAGUGUCAUGCCAAACGCCUACAUCCCCGACUUCACCCUCACCAACGUCUCGGCACACGACUGCACGGCUAAAUAUGAAACAGGUAGUUUCACGUGUAUUGAGGCGAAACUGGAUUUGAAACGAGAGAUCGGUUUCUACGCCACACAGACCUACAUCCCAAGCAUCCUCAUCGUCGUCCUGUCCUGGGCCUCGUUCUGGAUAGACCACGAGGCAGUUCCCGCCAGGAUCUCAGUUGGGCUCCUCACAGUGCUCACCAUCACUGCUCAGAGUUCUGGUGCGCGGUCACAACUUCCCAGGGUUCCAUACGUGAAGGGCAUCGACGUGUGGAUGACGUCGUGCCUGGUGUUUGUGUUUGCAGCCUACAUGGAGUAUGCUGUCGUCACGGUGCUGUCUAGAAGAUACCGGAAACGGAAGGCGAAACAAGUCCUAAAAAAUAAUUCCAAAGCGACCAUGGCUACAGUUUCUGACGUGGACGUGACCAUCAGUGACCAGGUCAAGGAAACUAAGGACACUGGCAGCUUCGUAGACAAAUUGUCCCGAUACCUCUUCCCAUUGUCGUUCCUUAUCUUUAACAUUGGCUACUGGGUUUAUUAUAUAUACAUCGCUUAGUUUCCAAAUCAGGGGGCGGUGGGGUAGCCUAGUGGUUAAAGCGUUUGCUCGUCACGCCGAAGAUCCGGGUUCGAUUCCCAACGUGGGUACAAUGUGUGAAAUCCAGUUCUGGUGUCCCCCGCCGUGAUGUUGCUGGAAUAUUGCUACAAUAACUCCAAUUCAAGCGUUCAAAGUCAUAAAUUUGAGAAGGGUGGAACCGUCGUCUAAAGAUCGCUGUGCAGAGUUGCCUCCCUUGGGCUAAACAGUUGCCCUCCAAUAUUAGUGGCCGUGAAUUCCUGCUUCGAUCUGUAUAUGUUGUUACGUUUGACAGCACCGUGCUCGUGGGAUUUACCAAACUGGUAAACGACCGAGACUUGCAUCCUUUCUCGCUUUUCUCCCACGACAAGCUGACAUCCUCUGCUGUAACUGAAAAAUGUACAGAGCACAGUUAACCAAAACUCAAACUCACUCACUCAUCAUAUACACUAAACGCCAAAAGAAACGUUACCCUCCUACCUUUAUGAA
Molecule: messenger RNA, 1944 nt
Organism: Haliotis rubra (blacklip abalone)
Lineage: Eukaryota; Metazoa; Mollusca; Gastropoda; Lepetellida; Haliotidae
Product: glycine receptor subunit alpha-2-like
Exons: 8
Coding region: 235-1440 (401 amino acids)
Biological process (GO): nervous system process; chloride transmembrane transport; regulation of membrane potential
Cellular component (GO): synapse; neuron projection; membrane
Molecular function (GO): chloride channel activity; transmembrane signaling receptor activity; extracellular ligand-gated monoatomic ion channel activity
Source: RefSeq, a predicted model, not a curated record